AUGACAAUAAACUACAUCAAAAAUCAGAAUGACAAUGAACCACAGCAGAAUGACAAUGAUCCAAAGCAGAAUGACAUUGCACCACAGCAGGUUAACAAUGAACCACAGCAAAUUUACACUGAACCACAACAGAAUGACAUCGAACCACAGCAGAAUGACAAUGAACCACAGCAGAAUAACAUUGAAGCACAGCAAAAUGACAAUGAACCACAUCAGAAUGCCAUCGAACCACAGCAGUAUGACAAUGAACCACAGCAGAAAGACCGUGAACAAAAGCAGAAUGACACUGAAUCACAACAGAAUAGCAUUGAACCACAGCAAAGUAACAUUGAACCACAGCAGAAUGACAUAUAA
Molecule: messenger RNA, 354 nt
Organism: Mercenaria mercenaria
Lineage: Eukaryota; Metazoa; Mollusca; Bivalvia; Venerida; Veneridae
Product: putative surface protein bspA-like
Exons: 2
Coding region: 1-354 (117 amino acids)
Source: RefSeq, a predicted model, not a curated record